AUGCAAAGUUUGCUAGGUAGACGUAGUAGUACCAUCUCCUCCUCAAUAUUCAAUAGAGUUGGCAAUGCCAUUAUUGCCAGCCAAAAUGGUACGAGUACUCGUAAUGGUACGAGUACUCGUACGUAUAGUAGCCAGGGCCGGGCCUCGCCAUUGGAGUACUCAUCGUCGUCAGUACUCAAGGUGAGUACUGACGAGGAGUACGCGAUGGCGGGUCUUCGAAAGGAGUUGAUGCCAAAACAUGUGGCAAUUAUGUUAGAUGGAAGUAGGAGGUGGUCUAAGGCUCAGGGGAAACCUCUUGAUUACAUGCCCGUACUUGACACUAAUGUCCGUUUUGCUGAAUUUUGUCUCAAAUGGGGGGUUGCUAUUGCUAGCUCCGGCAUGUUUUUUCUUAACAACUUGAGACGAGGCAAAGAAGCCAAUGAGUUUUUCUUUUCCCAUCUAGAAAGACAUCUGGAGUUGAACAUGGAGGAUUUUGUAAGGAAAAACAUAAGAGUGACGAUACUUGGAGACAAAACUUUACUCCCAAAAUCGUUACAAGACAUAAUGAAACAAGUGGAAGAGGCAACAAGUAGCUCAGAAACAAAGGCACAAGUCGAGUUUAAGUUAGCAAUAUGUUACGCAGGUUCAAGAGACAUAGUGCUUGCUACAAGGAGGUUGUGUGAGAAGGCCAAGGCCGGGCUAAUUGAGCCCGAUGCUGUCGACGAGGCCUUGUUUGAUCAAGAGCUUUCGACACGUGGCACUCCUCCGCCGGACUUUUGCAUCCGAACCGGUGGUCAUCUCCGUCUUAGCGACUGUUUGACAUGGCAAUUUGCCAAUACUGAGUUGUACUUCACGGACAUAUAUGGGCCAGAGUUUACAGAAGAUGAGUUUCUCAAAGCUAUGCGCUCCUAUCAGCAAAGGGUUAGAAACUUUGGCAAAUAG
This is a messenger RNA of Spinacia oleracea (spinach), 921 nucleotides long. RefSeq lists its product as uncharacterized. Gene Ontology annotation, molecular function: ditrans,polycis-polyprenyl diphosphate synthase [(2E,6E)-farnesyl diphosphate specific] activity. Gene Ontology annotation, biological process: polyprenol biosynthetic process; plastid membrane organization; response to cold. Lineage: Eukaryota; Viridiplantae; Streptophyta; Magnoliopsida; Caryophyllales; Amaranthaceae. The record is from RefSeq and is a predicted model, not a curated record. Gene Ontology annotation, cellular component: chloroplast stroma. The transcript is spliced from 3 exons. Bases 1 to 921 code for a protein of 306 amino acids.